Messenger RNA from Gigantopelta aegis, 2793 nucleotides. RefSeq lists its product as uncharacterized. The transcript is spliced from 9 exons. Gene Ontology annotation, biological process: NADPH regeneration. Lineage: Eukaryota; Metazoa; Mollusca; Gastropoda; Neomphalida; Peltospiridae. Gene Ontology annotation, molecular function: oxidoreductase activity; nucleotide binding. The record is from RefSeq and is a predicted model, not a curated record. The coding region runs from base 822 to 1868 and encodes 348 amino acids. Gene Ontology annotation, cellular component: cytoplasm.
AUGGAUCCACUGAGGUGGUUCGAUCUUACGACACAAGCACCUCAGGUGAGCACUCUACCAACUGAACUAGAAGAAUCCCUCUUAUCUUUAUGAGGUACAUGUUUGCAUUAUUUAAAAAUAAGGUUUGUAGUCCGUGUGUGCCCUGAUGAAAUCGAUAAACAAGCCUUAAGUAUGUUAAAUGCCAUUUGAUAGUCCGUUUUUUUUUUUGCAAGUAAAUUAAAUAUAGACUAACACACGUUUAAAUGUACACACGCUGUGCAGAAAAUUGAGAAAGGGUCUAGACUGUGGCGAGAGAAGUUUUUAUAGGGGAGGAUUGGGGGGGGGGGAGAGAUUCACUCCCCCGAAAAGUUUAAAUAUAAACCCCGCCCAACCCACAAAUGCGUCUAAUGUUAAUGCAUGGAUGUUUUUAUUAUAAAAUAUUAACAUUACCGGCAAUGGAAAUUGAUUUGAUGUUACGGAAGCAACAAGCAAUCGGAUAAAGACCAGACCAAUCGAUAAAUUGAAAACCGUGUUCGUCUAUUUAAACGUGACGUGGCUGUUGAGCGGUAAGCUGCUGCUUGUUGAAUAUUUAAUGCAUCUAGACUAAUAAAGCGCAGAUGUGCGUUCAGCGAAAGCAGUCGUGUGGUCCAGUGGUUAUACAGGCUGACUCAAUAUGCCCGAUAUACUGUUAGAAAAGGAAUGCGAUGUCGACGGAAAUGAGUGUCUACAAAAAUUGGAGGGGCCGAACGUAGCCCACUGGUAAAGGAUCGAUCCAUUUUUAUUGGACCAUUGUGCUAUUUCUUAUUACAGCCAGUGCACCACAACUGGUACAUGUAUAUCAGAUGUCCAUAAAGAAAAGUACUUAUAUCAACGUUGCCAUAUUUGGUCUGGGACGCAUAGGAAAACUUCAUUUGCAUAAUCUGGCGAGAACAUUCCGAGUGAACAUCAAAUGGAUCGUUGACGAUAUCUCCCUCCAUGAAGACAUACGAACAUUACUACAGAAAUACAGACUGGAACACGUGACCCGACUGGCAUCACUGGAAGAGGCGGACACCGUUCACUCGGACACAAGUGUCGAGGUUGUGUUUGUGUGCUCACCGUCAUGGCAGCACGAAAGCAUUGUCAAGAAAUCUUUAACUACAGGAAAACAUGUCUUUUGCGAGAAACCUGUUGCCCUGACUGUGGAGACAAUCGAAUCUUGUUAUUCGUUGGCGAAAGAGAACAAUCGCAUUUUGCUCUGCGCUUUCAACAGGCGAUUCGAUCCCGAUUUGGAAGUAAUUUACAGAAAGAAACAAAAUGGCGAUCUAGGCAAAGUUCGACAACUCAUCAUGAUAUCAAGAGACCCACCAAUACCGAUCAGUUACAUCAAGGUGUCAGGCGGAAUAUUUCACGACUCGUCUAUCCACCAGCUCGACUACGUGUGUUACUUUUUAGGCGAGCGCCCCGUUACGGUCGUCGCCCAUGGAAACACGACGUCACUGAAGGCCGAUGACUAUAGAGACUGUAAUGAUGUAGAUCUAUCGACAAUAAUUCUCACCUUCCCGAGUGGAGCCAUCGCGGUUAUCGAGUCUACUCGCGAGUGCUUGCACGGGUUUGACCAGCACUUUGAGAUUGUCGGAUCAAAAGCAAUAGCCAAGUGUGAGAAUACUCCAUUGUUUGCCAGCAAAGUGUUGUUGGCUACUGAAAUAAUACAAGAUGGCUGCCCAGAUGUUUUCGCAAGAUUCGGCAAGUCGUAUGUGGCCGAGGUAGACCACUUCCUGGAUGUCGUUCAGGGUAAAACUGAAUGUCUUGUGAAGCCACACGAAUGCAUCAUGGCGACCGAGUUGGCACAUCUUUGUGAAGAAUCACUUAGAACGGGCCAGGUCGUUAAAGUGCCACAAAAGAAUUGAAAUGGCGCUCGGUCUAAGAUGUCAUAAUUUGUCACAUUUGCGACAUUUUGGGCUAUUAUAAUAUUAUGUCUGCCCGAUCUCUCACGCACCGCACAGUCUUCUAUUAUGAAUCUUAACUUUACGAACUGUCGACAACGCACAUCCUUUCACUCAGCAAUCUUCCUUUGCACUAUAAAUAGUACAAUACAAGCACGUUUUUAAAACAAAUACCUAAACUUCUAAAAUUGUGCUACUUUCUUUACGUUGCAUCCAUAUUCAUUAAUACUCGGUGAAUCUUAUGAUAUAUUAUCUAAUGAAUGCAUAGUUUUUUUUAUGUCCCCAGUGGUUUCAAACUUACUGAACUGGACUCAAAGCUAUCUUUUUAAUUCUUACAAAGCAUGAGGUGAUGGAUAUGACGUCAUACAUUAUGCAUAUUCAUAACCACCAAAUAAUCUACUAAACUAUUAACUAACAAAAGUCACAGACCCUAGUUUCAACCCGUGGUGGUGGCGGUGGUGUUAUUGUUGUUGGUGGUAUUAUUAUUGUUGUUGUUGUUGUUGGUGGUGGUGGGGGUUACCCCUAAAUUAGACUAGAGCUCACCUGCAUAACCGUUAGUUCUCAGACGUACGUACAUUUUAUGAAAAAUGAAUUUCGUGGUAUUAGAAACACCAGGAUGACCAGAAACACUGCAGAUGUUCGGAAAUGGAUCAUCUGAUUACAAUGAUAAAACAGUACUCUAAUAGUGAACAAUACGCGGCCGUGUUUAAAAACUAGGAUCUGCCACGUUAAAUAACCAGACUUUACAAAUGGCGACUUACACGACGCUAUUCACAUACUCAAGAAGUUCCCAAUGAGUCCGCUGUUGUCAAGCGUCUGUUGAGGCCCAUUUUGUAAUAAACGACCAAUUUUGUAAUAUGUACCCAUUUUGUAAUAAAAAACGACCCAU